CUUAUUAAAAUUAUUUAUUAAAUAAGUUUAAAAUAGAAAAUUUGUGUUCAUGAAAAAUCGAAUUGAACUGAAAAGCUCAUCAGAUAUAACUCAUUUUAGCAUCUCUACCAAAGAGUCGACUCUAGAUUGGAGUUGCGAUGGUAUUCUUCUUUGAUGUGGAAAUACUUCUAAUCAUAUUUUCAAUUGUGUUUCCAGAAACAAGCAAAUUCAACACAAUAAAUGGAACAUGUAAAAAUAGAAUAGAACAAACGUACCAAAAAUCACUUCCUUUCUGAAAGGGAAAUUAAGGCAAUCAAUAACAUGUAUAUUAUCCUAAAGUUCAAAUAUACUAUAGCACAUCAAACAUAAUAAAAUUUAGUUUAUAUUUUCCAUGGAAUUAUUGAGUUAGCCGACAUAAAGAUAGUGGACGAUAUAAAACAUAUUCUUAUCCUAAAUAAUAUAAGUGUUAUGUUAACUAGUAAACAAUAAUUUCUUCAUAACCAACAAUAAACGGCAUGAAAAGAACCGGAGUACAUUACUGUAUAAACCGACUCAUCGAACAGGUGCAGAUACAUAGACAUUGAACACCCGAACAGUACACAAAACUCCAAAAGAAAAAGAAGAAAAAAUGGCUUCAACCUCAACACUUCUAAUGAAAACAAUCUUCAUCUUACUUAUCUUUGUCUCUUUUACAAUCUCUCCGGCAACUUCAACGGCGCCGGAACACUGCGGAAGCGAGUCAGCUAACUCGUGCAUCAACAAGGCUAAAGCUUUACCUCUCAAAAUAGUAGCAAUUGCCACAAUCCUAGUAGCAAGCAUGAUUGGUGUUGGAGCUCCUCUCUUUAGCAGUAACGUGCCGUUCCUUCAGCCCGACGGGAACAUUUUCAUUAUCGUUAAGUGUUUUGCCUCAGGGAUUAUCCUAGGAACCGGUUUUAUGCACGUUUUGCCUGAUUCUUUUGAGAUGUUGUCAUCACAAUGUCUUGAAGAGAACCCGUGGCACAAAUUUCCAUUCUCCGGGUUUCUCGCUAUGUUGUCCAGUCUAAUCACUUUAUUCAUUGAUUCCAUGGCUACGAGCAUCUAUGCUAGCAAUAACGCAGAUGGGGUCGUACCGUAUGGUCCUGUAAAUGGUGUUACCUUACCAACAAAAGUUGACGAUUCUGCACAACUCUUGCGAUAUCGAGUCAUUGCUAUGGUAUUGGAACUUGGAAUCAUAGUUCAUUCUGUGGUCAUUGGACUAUCUCUAGGAGCAACAAAUGACAUUUGCACCAUAAAAUCACUCAUCACAGCUCUUUGCUUCCAUCAAAUGUUCGAAGGCAUAGGUCUUGGUGGUUGCAUUCUCCAGGCCGAGUAUACGAAGUUGAGUAAGUUUCUUAUGGCGUUCUUUUUUGCGAUAACAACUCCAUUCGGAAUAGCGUUAGGGAUCGCUCUCUCGACAAUUUACAGAAACAAUAGCCACAGUGCAUUAAUCACUGUUGGAUUGCUCAAUGCAUGCUCGUCGGGAUUGCUCAUCUACAUGGCGCUUGUGGACCUUCUAGCGGCCGAUUUCAUGGGACCAAAGCUUCAAGGUAGCGUCAAAAUGCAGAUCAAGUGUUUCGUAGCGGCUCUGCUAGGGUGUGGUGGCAUGUCGAUCAUCGCCAAAUGGGCUUAACCAAUUCCCUGGAGAGUACUGCGGAACUGAAAUGGGAAAUUUUGUUGUCGAACUAAAAACCGUUUUUGGUUUAAAUAUCGAUUCUUUAUCGUUUCUUCCAUUACAAAAUACAUGGUACCUAUCAUGUGUAAUGUCUUUUAAGAAGUAAUAGAUUUUGACCCGCACUUUCAAAAUGUGGGGU
This is a messenger RNA of Brassica napus (rape), 1808 nucleotides long. RefSeq names its product fe(2+) transport protein 1-like. The coding region runs from base 608 to 1627 and encodes 339 amino acids. Gene Ontology annotation, cellular component: plasma membrane. NCBI's taxonomy places the organism in Eukaryota, Viridiplantae, Streptophyta, Magnoliopsida, Brassicales, Brassicaceae. The record is from RefSeq and is a predicted model, not a curated record. Gene Ontology annotation, molecular function: zinc ion transmembrane transporter activity. The transcript is spliced from 3 exons. Gene Ontology annotation, biological process: zinc ion transmembrane transport.